GCGUGCAGGCGGCGGGCUUUGACCGGGCAUGGGCACCUUGCGCGGGACGCCCCGGCUUCGAGUGGGAUUCAGGGGACACUGGGGGCCAGUGCAGGGCCCAGGCCCCCUUGGGCCGUGCCGGUAACAGUAGGGUUGGCGCCUGCCGGCCAUGGAAGAGCCUGGGCCCCCCGGGGAGCUCAGCCGAGACCAAGUGGAGCGAUGUAUGAGCACCAUGCAGGAGGGGACACAAAUGGUGAAGCUCCGUGGCAGUUCCAAGGGCCUGGUCCGCUUCUACUACCUGGAUGAGCACCGUUCCUGUAUCCGCUGGCGGCCCUCGCGCAAAAACGAGAAAGCCAAGAUCUCCAUCGAUUCCAUCCAGGAGGUGAGUGAGGGGCGGCAGUCAGAGAUCUUCCAGCGCUACCCCGAUGGCAGCUUUGACCCCAACUGCUGCUUCAGCAUCUACCAUGGUGGCCACCGUGAGUCACUGGACCUGGUCUCAUCCAGUGGUGAAGAGGCGCGCACUUGGGUGACAGGACUGCGCUACCUCAUGGCCGGGAUCAGUGAUGAGGACAGCUUGGCCCGCCGCCAGCGCACCAGGGACCAGUGGCUGAAGCAGACAUUCGAUGAGGCUGACAAGAACGGAGAUGGCAGCCUGAGCAUCGGCGAGGUCCUGCAGCUACUGCAUAAGCUCAACGUGAACCUGCCCCGGCAGAGGGUCAAACAAAUGUUCAAGGAAGCAGACACGGAUGACCACCAGGGAACUCUGGGCUUUGAGGAGUUUUGCGCCUUCUACAAGAUGAUGUCUACCCGCCGGGACCUCUACCUGCUCAUGCUGACCUACAGCAACCACAAGGACCACUUGGAUGCUGCCGACCUGCAGCGCUUUCUGGAGGUGGAGCAGAAAAUGUUGGGCGUGACCCUCGAGAGCUGCCAGGACAUCAUCGAGCAGUUCGAGCCCUGCCCAGAGAACAGGAGUAAGGGGGUGCUGGGCAUCGACGGCUUCACCAACUACACACGGAGCCCGGCUGGUGACAUCUUCAACCCCGAACACCAUGGUGUGCACCAGGACAUGACACGGCCCCUGAGCCAUUACUUCAUCACCUCGUCCCACAACACCUACCUCGUGGGUGACCAGCUCAUGUCCCAGUCGCGGGUGGACAUGUAUGCCUGGGUCCUACAGGCUGGCUGCCGCUGUGUGGAAGUGGACUGCUGGGAUGGGCCUGACGGGGAGCCCAUUGUACACCAUGGUUACACCCUAACCUCCAAGAUCCUCUUCAAAGAUGUCAUCGAAACCAUCAACAAAUACGCCUUUGUCAAGAACGAGUACCCAGUGAUUCUGUCCAUUGAGAACCACUGCAGUGUAGCGCAGCAGAAGAAGAUGGCCCAGUAUCUCACUGACAUCCUUGGAGACAAGCUGGACCUAUCAUCAGUGAGCAGUGAGGAUGCUACCAUGCUUCCUUCUCCACAGAUGCUCAAGGGCAAGAUCCUGGUGAAGGGGAAGAAGCUCCCAGCUAACAUCAGUGAGGAUGCAGAGGAGGGUGAGGUGUCUGAUGAGGACAGUGCCGAUGAGAUUGAUGAUGACUGCAAGCUCCUCAAUGGGGAUGCCUCUACCAAUAGGAAGCGAGUAGAAAACAUCGCUAAGCGGAAGCUGGAUUCCUUAAUCAAGGAGUCGAAGAUCCGGGACUGUGAAGACCCCAAUGACUUUACUGUCUCCACGCUGCCCUCAUCUGGAAAACUCGGGCGCAAAACAGAGGCCAAAAAGAGCAAGACGGAGGAGGACGUGGAGUCUGGGGAGGACGCGGGAGCCAGCAGACGGAACAGCCGCCUCCUAAUGAGCAGCUUCUCCAAGCGCAAGAAAAAGGGCAGCAAGCUAAAGAAGGUGGCCAGCGUGGAGGAGGGGGACGAGGACCUGGAUUCCCCAGGAAGCCAGAGCCGAGGGACCACUCGGCAGAAGAAGACCAUGAAGCUGUCGCGGGCCCUCUCAGACCUCGUGAAGUACACCAAAUCUGUUGGCAUCCAUGACGUGGAGACGGAGGUGGCAUCUAGCUGGCAGGUGUCAUCCUUCAGCGAGACCAAGGCCCACCAGAUCCUGCAGCAGAAGCCAGCGCAGUACCUGCGCUUCAACCAGCACCAGCUCUCCCGAAUCUACCCCUCCUCCUACCGCGUCGACUCUAGCAAUUACAACCCGCAGCCCUUCUGGAACGCUGGCUGCCAGAUGGUGGCCCUGAACUACCAGACAGAGGGGCGGAUGCUGCAGCUGAACCGGGCCAAGUUCAGUGCCAACGGCAACUGUGGCUACGUGCUCAAGCCCCAGUGCAUGUGCCAGGGUGUCUUCAACCCCAACUCAGAGGACCCCUUGCCUGGGCAGCUCAAGAAGCAGCUGGUCCUCCGGAUCAUCAGUGGGCAGCAGCUCCCCAAGCCUCGGGACUCGAUGCUCGGAGAUCGUGGGGAGAUCAUUGACCCCUUUGUGGAGGUGGAAGUCAUUGGGCUCCCCGUGGACUGCAAUAAGGAACAGACCCGCGUGGUAGAUGACAACGGAUUCAACCCCAUGUGGGAGGAGACCCUGGUGUUCACGGUGCACAUGCCCGAGAUUGCACUGGUCCGCUUCCUUGUCUGGGACCACGACCCCAUUGGUCGCGACUUCAUCGGUCAGAGGACACUGGCCUUCAGCAGCAUGAUGCCAGGCUACCGGCAUGUGUAUCUGGAGGGGAUGGAAGAGGCCUCCAUCUUUGUGCAUGUGGCUGUCAGUGACAUCAGUGGUAAGGUCAAGCAGGCUCUGGGCCUAAAAGGCCUCUUCCUCCGGGGCUCAAAGCCCGGCUCACUGGACAGUCAUGCUGCUGGGCAGCCCCCGCCCCGGCCCUCCGUUAGCCAACGGCUCCUGCGGCGCACGGCCAGCGCCCCAACCAAGAGCCAGAAGCCAGGCCGCAAGGGCUUCCCGGAGCUGGUGCUGGGCACACAGGAUGCGGGCUCCGAGGGGACGGCUGAUGAUGUGGCACCCCCCAGCCCUGGCCCUGCUCCGGAAGCCCUGUCUCGGGAAGGGCCCGGCAGUAGCAGCCCUCGAGACUCCCGCCCCUUCUCCAUGCAGCGGUCGAUCUCCCCUCUGUGCAGCCUGGAAACCAUCGCUGAGGAGCCAGUCUUGGGCCCAGGACCCCUGCCACUGACGGCCACCCUCACCAGCCCCUCCCAGGAAGGGCCCCAGUGCCCUGCAAGCCCUGGAGCCAAAGUGGCGAGCCUUCCAGGGAUGGCUCUGGGAGCUUCCAGGGACUUCCAGCUCAAGACUGGAGGCCACAGGGACCCUGAGGACUCCCUAGAGAGCGGGCAGUGGCCUUGUAAUGAUGGAUGCCCCAGUGGGGCACGGGAGGGGAGCCCUGGCAGCCAGCGGGACGGCAAGAAUCACCUCCGGGUUCCGGGUCAUCUGCCCAUGGUCAGAAGGGCCAAGAGUGAAGGGCAGGUGCCCUCGGAACCCCUGGGCGGAUGGCGGCACCUGGCUGGGCCCUUCCCCACCCCCGUUGUGUAUUCAGACGCUACUGGUGGUGACCGGCUAUGGCAGCGACUGGAGCCGGGCAGCCACCGUGACAGCGUGUCCUCAUCCUCCAGCAUGUCGUCCAGUGACACUGUCAUCGACCUCUCCCUGCCGAACUUGGGCCUGGGCCGCAGCCGUGAGAGCCUCACUGGGGUCCCAGUUGGACGCCUGCCCCCUCGGCCCUGCUCAGCCUCUGCUGCCCGCCCGAACUUGACCCCCGUGACCAAGAGCAAAUCCAACCCCAACCUGCGGGCUGCCAGCCAGUUGCCGCCCGUGCCCGAUGAGCUGCGGCCUCGACCCCUAGCCCCGCGUCCACCUGGACUGCACCCACGGCUGCACUGGGGACGCCUCUCUCUGGUGGGCCUCCAGGACUGCCCUGUGGCUGCCAAGUCCAAGAGCCUGGGGGACCUCACUGCCGAUGACUUUGCCCCCAGCUUUGAGGGCAACUCCCGCAGCCUGAGCCGCAACCUGGGCCCCCCUGGGGGUGUGCAUCAGGCAGAGCCAGGAGCACGGAAGGAUGCCCUGACAGAGCAGCUGCGCUGGCUGACAAGCUUCCAGCAGGCAGGGGACAUCACGUCACCCACCAGCCUGGGCCCGGCAGGGGAGGGGGUGGUGGGGGGCCCGAGCUUCCUGCGGCGCUCCUCCUCCCGAGGCCAGAGCCGUGUGCGAGCCAUCGCCAGCCGGGCCCGCCAGGCCCAGGAGCGACAGCAGCGACUACAGGGUCUGGGCCGGUGGGGACCCCCAGAGGAGGAGCGGGGCACCCCCGAGGGUGCCUGUUCUGUGGGCCAUGAGGGCUGUGUGGACAUACCAGCCUCCAAGGGAGCCCCCGAGCAGGUGCCAGGUGCUGCUGACGGCCUCCUCCUGCUGAGACUCUGACCCUGCCCUGGCAGCUGACUGCCCACCCUCCCCAAGGCCUGCUGGCCUGGGCAGCCUUGAAGGCGGGGGGUGGGUGGGGGUGUCCAGUGUGUGUUCAGGAGCAGCCAGGGCUCCAAAGCUGCAUCCCUCACGGCCCUCUGCCGAACACACCAGCAAGGGCUGUGCUCACGGGCGUGUCCUCAGCCCUGGCCUUCCUCCUGCACGUACGCCCCACAGGAGCUGCAGCUCGUGGCCUGCCAGGUGCCCACAGGAUGGCGGCAGUGCACGCUGCCAGGCCGGCCCACCAGGCAAAUUUUCCACCAUGUUUUAAGAUAUAUAUAUAUAUAAAGAGAUUUAAAUUUUUAGAGGCAAAACUUAUACAUUAAAAUGAUGCUAAGUCCUUUUCCAUUUUUUUAACCUGGUUUUUAGCCUGUGGGUGCGUGUGGUGUGCGUCUGCUCACGUCCGUGUGGACUCUCGUGUGCGUAUGUUUCCCAGGAAUGCUCGUUAUGUGCCCAAAGCUGCCCGGAAGGUUGUCCCUGUGCCCCCCGCCCUGACUCUGUGCUUUGGCUUGUUCUGAACAAACUGUCCUCUGUACUGGACGUUGUGAAGACUCUUUGUAUACUCCUGAACACAGCUCCAAUAAACACGGUCA
Molecule: messenger RNA, 5010 nt
Organism: Tupaia belangeri chinensis (Chinese tree shrew)
Lineage: Eukaryota; Metazoa; Chordata; Mammalia; Scandentia; Tupaiidae
Gene: PLCH2
Product: phospholipase C eta 2
Exons: 22
Coding region: 149-4378 (1409 amino acids)
Biological process (GO): release of sequestered calcium ion into cytosol; phosphatidylinositol-mediated signaling; phosphatidylinositol metabolic process
Molecular function (GO): phosphatidylinositol-4,5-bisphosphate phospholipase C activity; calcium ion binding
Source: RefSeq, a predicted model, not a curated record